AUGGAAAGCAUACCGGCUCGCCCGGGAUCCCCACUUCCCGAAUCGCCUUCGCAAUACAGUAGGGCGACCCAUCUGGUACCUACACGCCGCGCGCCAACUGCACCUCCGUCUGCCAGUCGUUCUCCGCCAUCUCUGGCUCGCACCAAGAGUUCUAUGAACCUUACCUCGAAUGCACGAUCCGCAUCAUCUUCACCUCGAGCUAUGAACAAGGAUGCUCGAGCGCCACCGCUAGCGCGGAGCAGAAGCAACACUGACCUCCCGUCACUCUUGGCCUCCGCAUCGCCUUCCGCAAGCGCACCUCGACCUCGCCCGGCACGUCACGAUAACGAGAACCUCCUUGCUGCUUUUCCCAAACCGCCACCACUUCCACGGCGCACGACGGUUCCGUUGAGCAUGGGUCCGAGUUCAUCGCGCCUGGCGCGCGAGAAGCCUUUAGAGCAUCAAGCGAAGCGCGUUACUGUCUCAACCACGUCUUCACCACGCUCUCCGCCACCGUCACGCGUUGCUCAGAUUGAAGAGGCAACUUUAGCUCCUUCACCUAUGAUCUGUCCUGCUCUACCCGUCGACCUCGUUCCCACUAGCCAACGAUUUUUACGGCGCUCCCCACCUCGCUCCCCGCGUGUUCUCCGGGAGCCCAAGCGAGGUAGCCCCUUGAAGCGUGGAUGGUCAGCCGAAGAUAUGCUCCGUGAGAUGGAACAAGAGGAAGAGAUUGAUCCACUGCGGGGGAAGGAGAAUUGGUUCAUGCAAGCCUUGCAAGAGUGCGCGGAGGAGGAGGAUGAGAAGGACUAUUUCGACUAUCUCGCAAGACCUGGAGCGUCCGCUCAAGGCGUGCCCUGCAACUGCGAUAGCGAUUCCGAUGAAGAGGAGGAUCCAUUCCAUUUUGACCGUAACGUCACGUACCGGCGCUGA
Messenger RNA from Peniophora sp. CBMAI 1063, 909 nucleotides. The record is from the annotation of a GenBank genome assembly. Lineage: Eukaryota; Fungi; Basidiomycota; Agaricomycetes; Russulales; Peniophoraceae.